AUGGCUAAUGGCUUCCUUGUCCUCCUUUUCAUAUUCUCUACUUUUUCCACAAACAUUCAUGCAUGCAACCAACCUGAACGCAGCUCUCUUCAGACCUUCGCCCUCACUUUGUCUGCUUCAACUCCUCUAAAUUGGACUUCCGGUGAUUGCUGCCUUUGGGAGGGCAUCACUUGUAAUCCAGGUGGUUCGGUCACUCAUUUGAGCUUACCCUCUAAAGGCCUCAAACUCAAAGGAGGUAAUUUUCCUUCUUCAUCACUUGAAAAUCUCACACAUCUCACCCACCUCAACCUCUCCCAUAAUUCACUUUAUGGUUUGAUAGAGCCAAGUAGUGGCUUCUUCUUGUCCUUGAGUCAUCUUGAGGUCCUUGAUUUGAGCUAUAACCUUCUCUCCGGAGAGCUACCCUUGUCUCUACCUUUCAGAUAUAUCAGAGUAGUGGAUUUAUCCAACAACCGAAUUAAAGGCACAAUUCAAUCUUCAUUCCUCCAGCGUGCCUGGAAUUUGAGCAGUUUAAAUGUCAGCAACAAUCACUUGACAGGCCAAAUCCCAUCCUCUCUCUGUCUUCAUUCCUCUUCGGUUAGACUCUUGGAUUUCUCUUUCAAUGAAUUCAGUGGAAUCUUUCCUCCUGGACUACUGAACUGCUCCAAGCUUGAGGUCCUUCGUGCCGGUUUCAAUGAUCUUUCAGGGCCCCUUCCUAGUGACAUUUACCAUGUUCCAACACUUCAAGAAAUCUCAUUACCUUCUAAUAAUCUUUUUGGACCCAUUAGUAACAGCAUUGUCAAUCUCACCAACCUCAGAGUUCUAGAGCUCUACUUCAAUAAGCUGACAGGGUUGCUUCCUCUCAAUGUUGGGAAGCUCACCAUAUUGACGCACUUAGUCCUUCAUUCCAACAAUCUACAAGGUUCUCUGCCACCAUCUUUGAUGAAUUGCACAACCCUUAUAGAGCUGAAUCUGGGAUACAACCAAUUGGGAGGAGAUAUCUCCAAGCUUAAUUUCUCCAGACUUACUCAACUUAGUAAACUUGACCUUGUGGACAAUCACUUCACUGGUACCUUGCCAAUAAGCCUUUACUCAUGCAAGUCUCUUGGAGCAAUUCGACUGAGUGAGAAUGAUAUAGAAGGAGAAAUAAAACCCGAGAUUUUAUCACUGAAAUCCCUGUCUUUCCUUUCCCUUACUCAAUAUAGACUGACCAAUAUCACAGGUGCAAUGCAGAUACUGAUGAGUAGCAAAAGUCUCACGGUACUCAUUUUGUCACAUAACUUUAUAGGUGAAGAAAUGCCAGAUGGAGAUGGAUUAAUGAUUGAUUCUGCAUUCCAAAACCUUAGGGCUUUGGGUUUACCCGAUUGCCAACUUACAGGUCAAAUACCAUUAUGGCUGUCAAAGCUGAAGAAACUUGAAGGCCUGGAUCUGGCUUCUAAUAGAAUCACUGGCAGAAUUCCUAGUUGGUUAGGGGCUCUUCCAAAUUUGUUUGUUAUAAGGUUGACUAAUAACUCACUGUCAGGUGGAUUUCCAAAGGAGCUUUGCAAUUUACAAGCAUUGGUAUCACCACAAAAGGCUGCAACUCAAACAGUCCAUGGUUCUCUCGAACUACCCAUCUACACCCAACGCACUAAUGCGUCUGUGACUGAAUUGCAGUACAAGUAUCUGUCCAGUUUUCCAAGAGCAAUAUACAUCAGGAACAACAGUCUAAGUGGAAGGAUACCUAAUGAGAUUGGUCAGUUGCAACUUCUUCAGGAACUUGAUCUUAGCCUCAACAACUUGCUUGGCGGCAUUCCAAACCAAAUAUCAAACCUCACAAACUUGGAGAGAUUAGACCUCUCAAGAAACCAAUUAUCAGGGAAAAUCCCAGCUUCACUAUCUAGUCUUCAUUUUUUGUCAUCAUUUACAGUUGCAUACAAUAAUCUCCAAGGACAAAUACCAUCAAGCACCCAGCUCCAGGGCUUCAGCGCCACUGCAUUUGAGGGGAACCCGGGACUUUGUGGAGCACCACUUCCAAAUAAUUGCCAACAGAUGAAUAUAAGUGGGAUAAAUAAUAGAACUGAAGAUGUCCACAAUGGUAUUGAACUUCCAUGGUUGCAUAUUUCUGUGGCUCUUGGUUUCAUUACAGGAUUCUGGGGAGUUUGUGGACCUCUGGUGCUGAGCAGGUCAUGGAGAUGUGCAUAUUUCCAGUUUCUGUAUAAGAUAAAAGAUAAGUUCAAAAAAUGGUAG
Molecule: messenger RNA, 2205 nt
Organism: Rosa chinensis
Lineage: Eukaryota; Viridiplantae; Streptophyta; Magnoliopsida; Rosales; Rosaceae
Product: receptor-like protein 2
Exons: 1
Coding region: 1-2205 (734 amino acids)
Molecular function (GO): protein binding
Source: RefSeq, a predicted model, not a curated record